Rhipicephalus sanguineus (brown dog tick) is the source of this 432-nucleotide messenger RNA. RefSeq lists its product as uncharacterized. The record is from RefSeq and is a predicted model, not a curated record. Bases 1 to 432 code for a protein of 143 amino acids. The transcript has 2 exons. NCBI's taxonomy places the organism in Eukaryota, Metazoa, Arthropoda, Arachnida, Ixodida, Ixodidae.
AUGCACACUACUCUGCCGUCAGCAGCCAUGCAGUCCCUGCUCGACUUCAAGGGAACGAACCACCAAUGGAAGCACCUAGAUGCCGUGCUGACACCGUUUUCGGGAAUGUUUAGGGAACGUCCUGGGAAGACCCACGUCCUAGUGCAUCGCAUUAAUACCGGCGACGCCCGGCCUUGGAGUUUCAACCCGGGACCACUGAGCCAGCACAAGCGAGCCGUUCUCGAUAAAGCCCUGGACGAAAUGAUCGACACAGGAGCCGUGCGACCCUCGGACAGUCCGUGGGCUUUUCCUGUGGUAUUAGCUCCAAAGAAAGAUGGGACGAGACCCCGCAUCACGGCCUCUCAGCAGAGGUUGCUGCUGUGGCUCUGCAAUUCGAAAGCACUGGCUUCCGAGCCCUUGGGGUCAAGGGUGUCCACGAGGUAUCCGUGCUAA